Messenger RNA from Pantherophis guttatus, 471 nucleotides. NCBI's taxonomy places the organism in Eukaryota, Metazoa, Chordata, Lepidosauria, Squamata, Colubridae. The record is from RefSeq and is a predicted model, not a curated record.
UAACCGUCCUGCUCUUUAACAGAGAAAGACCACCGGAGGCACCAGGCCAUGUGGCGUGUCCCACCCGACUUGAAAAUGCUGAAGAGGUUGAAGAGUCAGAUGGCUGAAGUACGGAGUAAAAUGUCCGAUGUGAAGAACCAGCUGUCCGAGGUUCGGAGUAGCAACACCAGCUCCUCGGAUGGGCAGGCCACGUACGCAUUCCCUGGUGACCAGGGAGCCUUGGCGGCUUGUGGGACAGAAGGCUACAACAAGCUGCAGGAACUUGGGAGGGAGCUGCUGACAAAAUCAUCCCUCUCUAGCUGCUAUAUUCGGAAUUCUGCAAAUAAGAAAAACAGUUCAACUAAAGUUGGUCGCUCAGGGGCAGCAGGCAGCCUGUCUUUGCGAAGAGCAAUGGAUUGCGGGGAUGGAAAUAUCCUUUUGAAGCCAGAUUGUCAGCUUUCCUCUGAAGGUAUAAACUUAUCUGGCGAAUAA